This is a messenger RNA of Physella acuta, 3246 nucleotides long. RefSeq names its product metabotropic glutamate receptor 5. Gene Ontology annotation, molecular function: G protein-coupled receptor activity. Lineage: Eukaryota; Metazoa; Mollusca; Gastropoda; Physidae. Gene Ontology annotation, cellular component: membrane. Gene Ontology annotation, biological process: G protein-coupled receptor signaling pathway. The record is from RefSeq and is a predicted model, not a curated record.
AACAUAUCGUACGAGUACGUCACCAUAGGUCACUGGAUCACCGGUAACCUGACCCUCAAUACCAGCAACAUGUAUUGGCCCAGGUGGAGGGGGCGCAAGCCCGGGGAGAAGGUCCGCUCUAUCUGUAGCGAGCCCUGCAAGUGGGGCCAGGUUAAGAAGGUGCACGGAGAGUCCGACUGCUGUUGGUUCUGUACCAUGUGCCUGGAGAACGAGAUCCUGACCAAGAACAACACGGAGUGUAUGGCGUGCGCCAUAGGGAUGUGGCCAGACGCCAACAAAACAGGCUGCGAAGAGAUCCCGCGUUACUUCAUCAGCUGGGUCGAGACCGGAGCUAUCGUCUGCAUCACCGUGGCCUGUCUGGGCAUCUGCGUGACCCUGUGGGUGUUCGCCAUCUUCAUGAAGUACAACGACACGCCCAUCGUCAAGGCGUCCACCCGAGAGCUCAGUUACAUCAUCCUGGUGGGGAUCUGUCUGGCCUUCAGCUCAAACUUCUUCAUCGUCGCCAAGCCGGCUAAGGAGUUUUGUUACCUCACAAGGAUUAUACCCGGGUUAAGUUUUUCAUUAAUGUAUGGGGCGCUGGUGACUCGGACCAAUCGGAUUGCGAGGAUUCUGGAGGGCAGCAAGAGAAUAAUGACCAAAAAGCCUAGAUUUAUGAGCGCCACUGCUCAGGUCGUCAUUACCGGCAUGAUUAUAGGCAUCGAGUCGGCAGUCAUCAUCGGAAUGUUGGUGUACGAGCCGGCAAAUUCAACGCUCGAUUUUCCGACCGUGCGGAAGGUGCGAUUAAUCUGCGAUACUUCAACGCUGGGGAUCGUCGUGCCGCUUGGAUUCGAUCUCGUGCUCAUACUUCUAUGCACGAUCUACGCCGUGAAGACACGGAACUUGCCCGAGAACUUCAACGAGGCCAAGUUUAUCGGCUUCACCAUGUACUCGACCUGCGUCAUCUGGCUGGGGUUCUUCCCCAUAUACUUCGCUGGGGAGAGUAAGGAGAUCACCCUCAGCAUAUCCGUCUCCCUGAGUGCCGCCAUCGCCUUGUUGCUGCUCUUUGGUCCUAAGGUGUAUGUGAUUGUGUGGGUGCCAGAAAAGAACACCCGGGGAGCGUUCACGACGUCCAGAGAUGUCAGAUGUCAUAUAGGGUCAAAGUCCAUGACAUCUGGUGACAGUAUUGACAUCAAAUUCGUAAUGCAAAGAUCAGGGCCGACGGACGGGGAAACCCCGUACACCAACCACGGGGUUCUGCCCAACCACCGCGGCAUCAAGAGCUCCCUCGUCCACAGGGACAACUCCAGCGACAGCACCAAGACGGAGUUAACUCCCGUCUCCUCCCUGAGCUACCCCGACAAAGACCGGCUCUGUCCCAAAGACGCUGCGAACGUGGAAGCGAUUCGUCAGAAUCUGGCGCGGGAUUUCCCGAUGCACGGGAACAAAAAACAAGCACCGCUUCGGCCGGGGUCUCCGGCGGAGAGAGAAAAACACCGGAUACACACCGUGGAGCAGAUUGAUCUAGACGAGAUUUUAAACGUGCGGGUAAAAGUCUGCAAGCCGCGAGAUUUCAGAAAAUCUUUGUCUUCGACUUGCGUUUCCACCUGCCCGAAGACUAAAAACGCACAGGUGCAAACUAGCGAGGACCUGUCUAUGAAUCUACUACCACCUUUACGGAAAAGGUGCGUCUCUAACAAUAAAAACAAACUUGAGAGAUCAGUAGCGGUGGAGGACACGAUCGCACCUUUAACUUCAAAACCUCAAAGCGCAUGCGCGCUGAGAUACCCGUCACCCGUGUACCCACGGGCGUACCUGAAAUCUCCCUUCUCCUCCCCCCAGCACGCUGACCACCCGCUUAUUCCGUCCGAUUUCUCAGACUCGUGUCCGCUCGUAUCACGCUCCCAUUACGAACGCCGAGGUCUUUGCUCACUGCCCGACCUCGACCUUCAAGAAUCAUCUUCCUUGCUCGCGCACUACACCGACCAUCAUUCUUUCCGGCGCCGGAGCCAUCAACAUCCGGAUGUCGGUGUCGCCGGUCAUCGGAACCGAGAACACGUUGAGUACUGCCAGACGCUGACGGACAAAAAUUUUAACUCACGCUCGCCGCAAACGUCAACGUCCAGACUACUCACCCCGUCCGCUUCGUCGGAUUUAAGUUUUCUCGAAGGGAUCGAAGCUUUUGAAAACAGCAUCAGCACGUCGUAUUCCGAACCCCGGAAAUCGCCGAACAAACCGAAGCACAACUUACCGGAAACCGGGAUUUCCCCGUCUAGUCAGCAUGCGAACAACGGCGCCAAAUGGUGUUACAGCAAAUCUGACCCCAGCACGACCUCGACCUUGUCAUUGACCCGUGAGGAUAGCUACAGCUCAACCACUGCCAGCACCGCCUCUUCCUCGUUCACACUUCCUCCCUUUCUCACCAGCACCGACAGCUACAACAGCGAACUGACGCUGGGCGAGUCAGACGACGACCCUCCCAAGGUCGACCACCCUCCCGCCGACUACCCUCCCAAUAGCGACCACCUCCACGCCCUCGCCAAUACCCUCUCGGCAGAUGAAGACGACGAAGAGCUAGUCAACAUUCACAAAAACGUCAUGACCCCGCUCAUGGGAAACAACCUACCCCAGGAAAACGGCGUCGUUGACGAGACCCCGUUUAUCUCGCUUGAAGCUUUAAACCAGGAAGAAAGCGAAGUUUUAGAAUUCCACCGUUAUCUCGAAGACCACGGGGUCAAACUUGACCUUUCCACUGUCCAGUCUAGUGACGUUUAACACAUGUACUUACCAUACUAUAUUAGUAUGCCCAACUCUACAUUGUGCCAUAAAUGAAAAAAAAAUUAUACUUCUAGAACAAUCCUAUUUGCUCACUGCUACUACUUAUUCACGUUACUGUAUAUUGUUAUUUUAUAUAAAUGUAUGUAGUUGUGUUUCUAACUUUUAUAGCUUUUAUCUCAUACAUCUGUCUCAUACACCUCAAAUUUCAAAAGAUUUACCUAACAACCUUCUCCAACAUCAUCCUAACCCAACCGCCUACCACCCACCUACCACACACCAAACUAACUCAGCGAAAAUCUAUCAACACUUACCAGACCAUAAACCAACCCCCUACCAACUACUUACCAAACCAUAUACCAACCCUCUUACCAGCAAUCUACCAAACGAUAUACCAACCCUUUACCAACAACCUACCAGACCAAAUACCAACGCCCUUACCAAACCAUAAACCAACCCCCUUACGAAAUACGUACCAAAACCAUACACAAGCCC